This is a messenger RNA of Penicillium chermesinum, 3024 nucleotides long. Its product is annotated as calcium-transporting ATPase. Gene Ontology annotation, biological process: calcium ion transmembrane transport; intracellular calcium ion homeostasis. Gene Ontology annotation, molecular function: ATP hydrolysis activity; P-type calcium transporter activity; ATP binding. The transcript has 5 exons. The coding region runs from base 1 to 3024 and encodes 1007 amino acids. Gene Ontology annotation, cellular component: membrane. The record is from RefSeq and is a predicted model, not a curated record. Lineage: Eukaryota; Fungi; Ascomycota; Eurotiomycetes; Eurotiales; Aspergillaceae.
AUGGAGAAUUCUUUCCUGUAUGACCCAGCCGACGUGCUGAAGCACUUCAAUGUCUCCGAGGAGAAAGGUCUGUCGCAGAGUGCCGUCCUGCAAUCUCGACAGAAAUAUGGUCCAAAUGCCUUGGAGGAAGAACCCCCUACCCCUCUGUGGGAAUUGAUUCUGGAGCAGUUCAAGGACCAGCUCGUCCUGAUCUUACUCGGUUCCGCGGCUGUGUCCUUUGUUUUGGCUCUUUUCGAGGAUGGCGACGAUUGGACCGCGUUUGUGGACCCCGCGGUGAUCUUGACAAUUCUCAUUCUCAAUGCCGUGGUGGGCGUGACCCAGGAAAGCAGUGCGGAAAAGGCUAUCGCAGCCCUUCAGGAAUAUUCGGCCAACGAGGCCAAGGUUGUUCGCGAUGGAAAGACACAAAAGGUCAAGGCAGAGGACUUGGUUCCCGGCGAUGUGAUCCAUAUUGCCGUGGGUGACCGUGUACCCGCCGAUUGUCGUUUGUUGGCCAUUCAUAGCAACAGCUUCCGUGUUGAUCAAGCUAUCUUGACUGGUGAGAGUGAGAGUGUCGGAAAGGAUACCCGCGCAGUGAAGGAUAGCCAGGCCGUUAAGCAGGACCAGAUCAACAUGCUCUUCUCCGGUACCACCGUUGUCAAUGGCCAUGCCACUGCUGUGGUUGUAUUGACUGGUGGCUCUACUGCUAUCGGCGACAUCCAUGAAAGCAUCACAUCCCAGAUCUCUGAACCCACCCCACUGAAGCAGAAGUUGAACGAUUUCGGUGACAUGUUGGCCAAGGUCAUCACGGUCAUCUGUGUCCUUGUCUGGUUGAUCAACAUUGAGCACUUCAACGACCCGUCUUUCGGUGGAUGGACCAAGGGUGCCAUUUACUACCUGAAGAUUGCUGUCUCCCUUGGUGUUGCUGCUAUUCCAGAGGGCCUGGCCGUUGUCAUCACCACCUGUCUGGCCCUUGGGACCCGUAAGAUGGCUCAGAAGAAUGCGGUCGUCCGCUCCUUGCCAUCUGUGGAAACCCUGGGAAGCUGCAGCGUCAUUUGCUCUGACAAGACUGGGACCUUGACCACCAACCAGAUGAGCGUCCAAAAGAUUGUUUAUCUGAACAGCCUAGGUGACAACCUUGAGGAAAUUGAUAUCGAAGGCACGACUUUUGCCCCCGAGGGCAAUUUGAGCAAAAACGGCAAGGUUGUCGAGAACUUAGCUGUCACCUCCCCUACCGUGAGGCAAGUGGCCGAGGUUAGCGCCAUAUGUAAUGCCGCCACCCUCUCUUACGAUGCCAAGUCCGGUGCUUUCUCCAACGUUGGCGAGCCUACCGAGGCUGCUCUGCGUGCUUUGGUUGAAAAGAUCGGAACCAGUGACGUCGCCGAGAACAAGAAACUCUUCAGCCUGCCUGCCUCUGAGCGGUUGCACCGCGCAAGUGCUGUCUAUGAGCAGCAGCAUCCCCCUCAAGCUACUUACGAAUUCUCUCGUGACCGUAAGAGUAUGUCCGUCCUCGUUGGAACUGGUGCCGAUCAGAAACUCCUGGUCAAGGGUGCCCCCGAAACGAUACUCGAGCGCUGCUCCUACGUCCUCCAAGGCUCUGAAGGAUCCAAGGUCUCAAUUACCAAGAACCAUCUCAAGUUGCUUUCUGACGAGGUUGUCGAAUACGGUAACCGGGGUCUCCGAGUCAUGGCGCUUGCCAGCGUGGGCGACGUGGCCGGGAACAAGCUGUUGAAAUCUGCCUCGACCUCCCAGGACUACCUCAAACUAGAGCAGAACAUGACCUUGAUCGGCCUUGUUGCCAUGCUUGACCCUCCUCGUCCCGAAGUCGCUGAUUCGAUCCAGAAGUGCCAGGCUGCUGGUAUUCGUGUUAUUGUCAUCACCGGUGAUAAUCAUAAUACCGCGGAGUCUAUCUGCCGCCAGAUCGGCGUCUUUGGCGAGAACGAGAACCUCGAGGGCAAGAGCUUCACCGGCCGUGAGUUUGAUCAACUGAGUGACAACGAGAAGCUUCAGGCUGUCCAAACCGCUUCCCUGUUCUCCAGAACCGAGCCGAGCCACAAGUCCAAGCUGGUCGAUCUUUUGCAGUCCCUGAACCACGUUGUCGCCAUGACCGGUGAUGGUGUCAACGACGCUCCCGCCCUGAAGAAGUCUGACAUUGGUGUUGCUAUGGGUACUGGCACCGACGUGUCCAAGCUCGCCGCCGACAUGGUUUUGGCCGACGAUAACUUUGCUACCAUCACUGUUGCUGUCGAGGAGGGCCGCUCCAUCUACAGCAACACCCAGCAAUUCAUCCGGUACCUGAUUUCAUCCAACAUUGGUGAGGUUGUGUCCAUCUUCCUCACUGCGGCUUUGGGUAUGCCAGAGGCUCUGAUUCCCGUUCAGCUCCUUUGGGUCAACCUUGUCACCGAUGGUCUGCCCGCUACUGCUCUCUCUUUCAACCCUCCUGACCACGAUGUAAUGCGCCGUCCUCCUCGUAGCCGUGAUGAGCCGCUUGUCGGUGGGUGGUUGUUGUUCCGCUACAUGGUCAUUGGAACCUAUGUUGGUGCUGCUACCGUAUUUGGUUACGUCUGGUGGUUCUUGUAUAACUUCGAGGGCCCCCAAAUCUCGUUCUGGCAACUGUCUCACUUCCACAAGUGUUCUGCCCAGUUCCCCGAGAUCGGGUGUGAUAUGUUCAGCAACGACAUGGCCAAGUCCGCAUCUACCGUGUCUCUUUCCAUCCUUGUUGUGAUUGAGAUGCUGAACGCCAUGAACGCCCUGUCGUCCAGCGAGUCGCUGUUCACUUUCUUCCUGCAGAACAAUCCCAUGUUGAUCUACGCCAUUGCUCUCUCCAUGGCCCUCCACUUUGCCAUUCUUUACAUUCCCUUCCUGCAGGGUCUUUUCUCUAUUCUGCCUAUGAACUGGAAUGAAUGGCAGGCCGUGUUGGUCAUCAGCGCUCCCGUCAUCUUCUUGGAUGAAGUUCUCAAGUUUGUGGAGCGCCGCCUGUACAACACCACUGUGUCUCGCCCUUCAAAGGCCCUGAAUGGUAGCGCUGACAAGCCCAAGCGAGCGUAA